AUGGAUCAGACAAGUGAAGCCAGCUGUUUAUCUGCUGCUUCUUUAGACAAAAAGGCAUCAAAGCUAGAGGAGGAUCUGAGCUGUCCGGUCUGCCUGGACAUCUUUAAAGAUCCCGUCAUCCUGUCCUGCUGCCACAGCUUCUGUAGAGAGUGUCUGCAGGACUUCUGGAAGGGAAAAGAGGAAAAGGUCUGUCCUGUGUGUAAAAGAAAAGCGUCACGGGAUGAAAAUCCAAACUUUGCUUUAAAGAAUCUGUGUGAGACUUUUCUACAGGAGAGAGAACAGAGAUCUACACAAACUGAAGCAGAUCUCUGCAGUCUGCAUCAGGAGAAACUCAAACUCUUCUGUCUUAAACAUCGUGAGCCGGAGUGUGUCGCCUGCAGAGGCUCAAAAAAACACAUCAAGAGCAAAUUUAUGUCCAUCGAUGAAGCUGGUCAACGAUACAAGAAGAGACUCCAGGAAAUUUUGCAGCCCCUUAAGAAGAAGUUAGUGGCUCUAAAAGAUGUUAAAGUGAAGUUUGAUCAAACUCUGGACCACAUGGAGGUCCAGGCCCGACACACAGAGAGGCAGAUUAAGGAGCAGUUUAAGAAGCUUCACCAGUUUCUAGCAGAGGAAGAGGAGGCCAGGCUGCGUGCACUGAGGGAGGAAGAGGAGCAGAAGAGACAGAGGAUGAAGGAGCAGAUGGAGGCUCUGAGAGCACAGAUAGCAGGUCUUUCACACACAGUCAGAGCCACAGAGGACCAGCUGACGGCCCAAGACGUCUCCUUCCUGAAAAACUACAAGGCUGCAGUGGAAAGAGUCCAGCAGCGCCCCCUGCUGGAGGAUCCACAGCUGCCCUCAGGAGCUCUGAUAGACCAGGCCAAACACCUGGGCAACCUGGGCUUCAACAUCUGGACCAAGAUGAAGGACCUGGUCUCCUAUACGCCUGUUAUUCUGGACCCAAACACUGCUCAUCCAGGACUCAUCCUGUCUGAUGAUCUGACCGCUGUGAGACGAGGAGAGGAGCAGCAGCUUCCUGAUAAUCCAGAGAGGUUUGAUCGUUACAGCUCUGUCCUGGGCUCUGAGGGCUUUAACUCAGGGACUCACAGCUGGGACGUCCAGGUUGGAGACAGUACUAGCUGGUCACUGGGAGUGUUGGCAGAGUCUGGACAGAGGACGGGAGAGAAACUGUCUGGAUUAUGGAAAGUAUGGUUACAUGAAGGUAAAUACAGAGCAGACUUAUCAUUACAUGGACUCACUGGUCUCUCAGUGAAGAAUCCUCCAAAGCGGAUCAGAGUGAAUCUGGACUGUAACAGAGGAGAGCUGCUGUUCUCUGACCCUGAUACUAACACACACAUCUAUACCUUUAAACACACUUUCACUGAGAGGAUGGUUCCAGUCAUUAGUAUAAGAGGAAAUGGGAAGAUGUUACCAGAGAAGAUCUCUGUGACUGUGGGAAAAAAAUAA
Messenger RNA from Cheilinus undulatus (humphead wrasse), 1443 nucleotides. Its product is annotated as nuclear factor 7, brain-like. The coding region runs from base 1 to 1443 and encodes 480 amino acids. The transcript is spliced from 2 exons. Gene Ontology annotation, molecular function: zinc ion binding; protein binding. The record is from RefSeq and is a predicted model, not a curated record. Lineage: Eukaryota; Metazoa; Chordata; Actinopteri; Labriformes; Labridae.